GCGCAGGGAGGACGCGGCGCCUCCCGGCAUGGCGGCUCCGGCCAAGCGUGCGCGGGCGAGUGGCGGUUCGCCCCUCACCUCGCCCUGCCCGGUCUUGACAGCUGCCGGCGCCCCCCGGUCGCCCCCGGGUCCGGGGCGCGGCCGCGUCACUUGCUUCUCCCCGCUGGCGGCUUGGCCCAGCGGUGGCGAGUCCGACGGCGACGCGGUAGCCGGCUUCCUGCGCUGGUGCGCGGGAGUGGGGCUGGAGCUGAGCCCCAAGGUGGCGGUGAGCCGGCAGGGCACGGUGGCCGGCUACGGCAUGGUGGCGCGGGAGAGCGUGCAGCCGGGGGAGCUGCUGUUCGCGGUGCCGCGCUCGGCGCUGCUGUCCCCGCACACCUGCUCCAUCCGCGGCCUGCUGGAGCGAGAACGAGGCGCGCUGCAGAGCCUGUCCGGGUGGGUGCCGCUGCUGCUGGCGCUGCUCCACGAGCUGCAGGCCCCAGCCUCACCCUGGAGCCCCUACUUCGCGCUCUGGCCAGAGCUGGGGCGUUUGGAGCAUCCCAUGUUUUGGCCAGAGGAGGAGCGGCGGCGCCUCCUCAAGGGUACAGGUGUCCCGGAGGCCGUGGAGAAGGAUUUGGUGAACAUUAGUAGCGAAUACCAUUCCAUCGUCCUGCCCUUCAUGGAGGCUCACUCGGAUCUCUUCAGCCCCACUGUUCGCUCUCUGGAACUCUAUCGUCAGCUCGUGGCCCUUGUGAUGGCUUAUAGCUUUCAGGAACCACUGGAGGAAGAGGAUGAUGAAAAGGAGCCCAACUCCCCCUUGAUGGUGCCUGCUGCAGACCUACUGAACCACAUAGCCAAUCACAAUGCCAAUCUUGAGUACUCUGCAGAUUAUCUCCGGAUGGUAGCUACUCAGCCCAUUCCCAAAGGUCACGAGAUUUUCAACACAUAUGGGCAAAUGGCUAAUUGGCAACUGAUCCAUAUGUAUGGUUUUGCUGAGCCCUAUCCUGACAACACAGAUGACACAGCUGACAUUCAGAUGGUGACAGUCCGAGAUGCUGCACUGCAGGGAACGAAGGAUGAAGUGGAAAAGCUGCUCUUGUGGGAACGCUGGGAUUUCCUGUGCAAGCUGGACAUGGUAGGGGAAGAAGGAGCCUUUGUGAUUGGUCACGAGGAGGUGUUGACUCAAGAGGAGCUAGCCACCACACUCAAGGUACUGUGUAUGCCUGCUGAGGAAUUCAGAAACUAUAAAGAACAGGCUGGACAGAGAGAGGAAGAAAGAGAAGAGGACAGUCUGACGAUCACAAAUAUCCCCAAGCUCCAAGCAUCGUGGAAACGGCUUCUUCGAGCCAGUGUUCUACUGACCCUUAAGACCUAUGCCACCGACUUAAAAACUGAGCAAGAUUUACUUAGUAAUAAGGAGGUCUACGCCAAGCUCAGCUGGCGGGAACAGCAAGCCUUACAAGUCCGCUAUGGUCAGAAGAUGAUUUUACAUCAGUUGUUGGAACUCACAAGUUAGCAGGUUCCCUGAAUGACCAGCAGUGAGAACCUUUUAAGCUUGCAUUUUGUUGCUUUGGGUCUUUUGCUAUAGGGCAGUUAAUCAAAGGAAAAGUAGCUAAAGGUAAGCUAGGAUUAAUCCAAGGCAAGAGUUACAUGUUGACUUUAGAAUUGAGAUUUAGGGAUCACUGUCAAUUGUUAAGCACAUUCUAUUCUUACUAAUGUCUUCGGGUUUUUAGUAGAAUUUAAUAAAUAUGGAUUGAGCUGGA
Messenger RNA from Mesocricetus auratus (golden hamster), 1739 nucleotides. It is a transcript of the gene Setd6, whose product is annotated as SET domain containing 6, protein lysine methyltransferase. Gene Ontology annotation, biological process: peptidyl-lysine monomethylation. The transcript has 7 exons. Bases 29 to 1492 code for a protein of 487 amino acids. Lineage: Eukaryota; Metazoa; Chordata; Mammalia; Rodentia; Cricetidae. The record is from RefSeq and is a predicted model, not a curated record. Gene Ontology annotation, cellular component: nucleus. Gene Ontology annotation, molecular function: protein-lysine N-methyltransferase activity; protein binding.